Molecule: messenger RNA, 11145 nt
Organism: Podarcis lilfordi (Lilford's wall lizard)
Lineage: Eukaryota; Metazoa; Chordata; Lepidosauria; Squamata; Lacertidae
Source: the annotation of a GenBank genome assembly
GUCGCUGUCCCCGGCGGAAGGGAAAGGGAGCCGGACGGGCGGAGCGCUGCGGGGGCGCACCCGGCGCCCGGCACUUCCGGUCCCUCCGAGACCACGAUGGAGCUCGGCGAAGGAUGGCGGGCGAGGCUGGGCGGGCCCGGCGGCGAGGAGGCCGAGGAGGAGGAGGAGGAGGAGAGCGGCUCCGAGGCCGAGGUAGGCGAGGGGGCGGCGGGAAGGGAGAGCCGGGCAGCGCCUGCCCCGCUCGUCCCCCUCCUCUCCGGCGGGGCCUUGCUCUCCCUCUCUCUUUCUCCCUCUCCCCCUUUCUCUCUCUCUUUCUCCCUCUUUCUCUCCCUCCCUCUUUUCUCCCUCUCCCCCUUUCUCUCUCUCUUUCUCCCUCUUUUCUCCCUCUCCCCCUUUCUCUCUCUCUUUCUCCCUCUCUCUUUCUCCCUCUUUCUCUCCCUCCCUCUUUUCUCCCUCUCCCCCUUUCUCUCUCUCUUUCUCCCUCUCUCUUUCUCCCUCUUUUCUCCUUCUCCCCCUUUCUCUCUCUCUCCCUCCCUCUUUUCUCCCUCUCCCCUUUCUCUCUCUCUUUCUCCCUCUCUCUUUCUCCCUCUUUCUCUCCCUCCCUCUUUUCUCCCUCUCCCCCUUUCUCUCUCUCUUUCUCCCUCUUUCUCUCCCUCCCUCUUUUCUCCUUCUCCCCCUUUCGCUCUCUCUCUAUUUCUCCCUCUUUCUCUCCCUCCCUCUUUUCUCCCUCUCCCCCUUUCUCUCUCUCUUUCUCCCUCUCUCUUUCUCCCUCUUUCUCUCCCUCCCUCUUUUCUCCCUCUCCCCCUUUCUCUCUCUCUUUCUCCCUCUUUCUCUCCCUCCCUCUUUUCUCCCUCUCCCCCUUUCUCCCUCCCUCUUUUCUCCCUCUCCCCUUUCUCUCUCUCUUUCUCCCUCUCUCUUUCUCUCCCUCCCUCUUUUCUCCCUCUCUUUCUCCCUCUCUCUUUCUCCCUCUUUCUCUCCCUCUCUCUUUCUCCCUCUCCCCCUUUCUCUCUCUCUUUCUCCCUCUCUCUUUCUCCCUCUUUCUCUCCCUCUUUCUCCCUCUCCCCCUUUCUCUCUCUCUUUCUCCCUCUUUCUCUCCCUCCCUCUUUUCUCCUUCUCCCCCUUUCGCUCUCUCUCUAUUUCUCCCUCCUCCUUUUCUGCCCCUCUUCUCUCCCUCCCCCCUCACUCUGUCUCCGCUCACAUCUCUUGUCUCGUCUCCCCCUAGGAGGUGUCUGUGGGCCGAGGCGGUCGCAGCGGAGACUUCGCGGCGGGCUUUGCGUUUGCCGAGGCGUCGGCGGGGCCCAGCGGAGGCCCCUGGGCGGAGGUGCUGAGGCAGCUCAAGGGGAAGGUGAGAGUGGGGGGGGGGGGGGCUCCGCAGGGGCACAUACUCUGCGCCAUCACUCCCCCCCAAAAAAAACUCCCACCACCACCUUCUGGCCUGAUCCAGCAGGGCAGCUUCUCCGAAGCCACUGCCAAUUCUUCUUCAUCCUCCUCUGGAGCAAAAAAGGUUCCCGGACCUUCUCUCUGUCCCCCUGCUCCUCUUAUCUGAGACCUGCCAAGUCCAGAUGGGAAGGUUGCUCCGUGCCUCAAGGUUCCCAUGAGGUCAUCCUGCUGGAGCUUCUGAUCUUUGGGGUUUCACUCCUGCACUCACCUUGUUUGUUUUCUCUUAUGCAGAGAUCCGCUACUAGCCUGGACGAGAAGAUUGCAACUGUAAGAAAGAAAAGGAAAGCCCAGGUUAGAAAUUCCCACCUGUUUGGAAUCUUCUGGGUUCCUGUAUCUGCGUGGAUAAGGGCAGCAAUUUGCCCUCGACAUUGCAGGGGCGCAUCAUGUGGUGCAUCAUGUUACACGUCAUGUGCCGGUACUCGAGCGCUGGGUGUGGAAUGGGGAGCUGGGCUCCAUGCUUGGCCUCCUCCUCCCCACGCUACAUCGGGCAGGGAGGAGGAGGCUGCGGGGCAGGGCUGCCAGCUCCACACUCUUGUCCACACAACAUCGGCAGGGAGGAGGAGGAGGGCCACGGGAUUUUGGGGCAGCUCAGUCCCCUCCUUGAAAAAAUUGGGGGUGCUGAAUACCCCUCAGUCCCCACCACUUGGUGUGCCUGUGUGUGGAUGUUGUGCUGCCUUCCAAAAGUAGUGUCCUCCAAAACUAAGUGUCCAACUGGUCUAUUUCAUGUGCAGGGGAACCUCUGUGACUGCAGAAUGACUUAUCUAAGCACAACAGAACUUCCCAUUUUCAGGACCCCAAAGUCAGGGCAGGUGGCCAUUCAUAACACCAUACAUUUGGAAGGGGCCUGGAAGGUCUUCUAGCCCAAUCCUCUGCUUAAUACAAGAUCAGCUUCUGGAUGGGGCAGCAUGUGUAACCCAUGAAAGAGCUGUGUGGGCUUUGCCUUUUGCAUGAGGUGCCUGCAGUGUGAUUGCAUCUUUGUAGGGACCCUUGGAGAAUCUUCAAGCAGUUUUUCUGGUUCAGUGGACCAUUAUUUAAUCAUGGAAUCUUAGAGAAGGAAGUUUAGAAGCAGGCUUACAAUGGCAGAAACAAUUCCCUAACGUAUUUGACGCUAACGGAUUUGUGUCACAUAAAGUGGUGCUUUAUGUUCUGGCUGCAAGAAAGAUGAGAAAAAGAAACAAUAUUGCAAAAAGUUGCGCUGGAGAUUCAGAGGUCUAAUGGAAGUUCAGCUUGGUAUGCGCUAGCAGAUGAUACAAACUCUGACUCCCUUUCUUUAUAUGCUUGAUGCUUUGGAGUACGUAGUUGUUGUACGCUGUUUGUUACAGUUUGGCAAAUUGUAAUGAAAUUGUUACGGUCUUUGGUCAAGACAAUAAACUCUUUGGCCAUAGAGAAGGAGGCUGGGCAGUAAAAAACAAUGUCCCAUUUGGGGGGGUCUUUUCCAGGAAAAGCAAGCUAAACAAGGGCCAGCAAAAGAAGAUGCUGGGGAGGCUACACAGGAGAAUGUAGACAAGAUGGAUGCUGGAGGAAGUGAGGAGGAAGAUGCAAAGGAGGAGGUGGAGGAGGAGGAGGUGGAGUCUGAGUACUCUUCGGCAGAUGAGAGCAUCUUCACAAAAGCUGGUAACCAUGGCGAUGGAUGUGCUGUGCAGGCACCGGGGCAGAAGAGAGCAAGUGUGCAUCUUCUGUGCCUUACAGUGGGGCAGCUGACAUACUUUUUGCAGCUAGCUGCAUGAAUCGAGGUUUUAGUAGGAGGUGCUACUCUCUGAUUUGUAAUGUGUUCUGAUCAUCUUUUGGUGGGGGGGUCGUGUGGUUUUUUACAGAUACACUCAAGGUGAAGCAGCGACGGAAAAGGAAGCGAGGUGGAGAGGAGGUGAGCCUUUGGAUGCUGGGUGGUGCCGGGUGAGGAGGAGUACCUGCAGAAACAGGGGUCCUUCCCUCAUGUUGUGACUCUGUGUUCCAGGCUUUCUCUUUCUGAUCCUCCUUUCUAGGAACCUGAGCAGUUCUUUGAAGAUGCUUCACAGUAUGAUGACAGCCUGUCGUUCCAAGAUAUGAACCUCUCCCGGCCCUUGCUGAAGGUAGCCAGAUCCUGCUUUCUUUCAGAGGGAGAUGGCGAAGGUGGUUGCCUAGUCUCUUUUGGAGGGGCAAAUCUCAGCCCACACUGAGUCAUCACAUUUGACAGCUUUUGUGGCCCCAGGAGUAAAUUAGGCAAACAUGCCUUGCCUAAUUCAAACAAAAUAACAAAAGAAACAGAUCUGUGAAAAUGCAGGCUUGUUUGGUAUCUCUUAUUGGAAGGACAGCAAAACAAAAAACAAAAAACUACUGUUUAGCAGCAAAGAUAACGUUAGGAUGUUCACCAUACACUGGAACCUCGGUUUUUGAGCAUCUUGGAAGCUGAACGUUUCGGAAUCUGAAUGUCAAAAACCCGGAAGUAAUUGCUUCUGUUUUCAAACAUGUCCGCUGCGUGUUUUUCUUUUUUCUCAAUGGAUUUUGCCGACCUCCCAUCCCAUUGCUUCUUGGUUUUCGAACGUUUUCUCUGAGGUUCCACUGUACUGUUAACAGGGUUCGAGGCUUCUGGGUAAAUGGACCUUAAAUGAGCCUGUAGUUGGAGGAUGGAAGAAGAAAGUUCUUGUUUAUUUAUGUUUAAAUUUGUAUGCCAGCCUUCACCCGAAGAUCACAGGGCGGUUCACAACAUAAAAAUACAAAAUGAGACCACAAAAUACAUAAGAAAACAAAAACAAACCCAUAACUCUCCACCCACAAACACAUUUAAAAAGCUGUAGAAGGUUAAUCAGUCAAAGGCCUGGUUGAAGAAAAAUUGUUUUUGCCUGGCAAAAAAAGAUAUGUAAUGAAGGCGCCGGGCGAGCUUCUCUGGGGAGAGCUUUUCACAAAUGAGGAGCGCACAGCAGGAAAGGUUUUGCCCGCCCUCUGGACCUCAUGGAGGAGGCAUCAGAAGAAGGGCCUCAGGUGAUGAUCACAGGGUCAGGGUCACUUCAUGUGGGGAGAGGGGGUCCUUGUCGGUUGUCAGUCAGUCCAGUUUAUUUGCUAAAAAAGGGUUAGUAAGGUGGACAUUUAACUUGCUUUCACUUUAAGAUGAGCAUAAGAAUGUGGGUUUUAAAUUAAAAUCAGUAGUCUUUUUUCAAUAUUUGUAUUGCAGCUUAGACCAAACUCUGCCUAUCAAAUCAAAAGCUAAAGGUAGAUCUGUAAAUGCUACAAGAAGAUACCGUGUUAACCUUUUGUGCAUGCACAAUUUGCCGUCAAAGCAGCUGUCUAGAUUGGUUCCUGCUGCUUCAGUGGGAUAUUUCAUUUCCCUCAGUCCACACAAUUCAAUGCUCUGAAAUCUAGUUGAAUUCUUCUCCAUUAUUACAUGUCCAAAGCUGAAAUAAGAAAUUCUACCACAUUCUGCAAUUGGUUCCUCUAGUAUAAAAAACCACUUUCCUAAAAAUUCUGAUUAUUUUCUGAAGAUCCUGAGAGCGCUUAGCCACCUGACGUUCAGAAUCAAACCAGCCAUCAGAAUCAAGUAUUUCACUUUCUGGGGCUGUAGUAGUAGUAGUAGUAGUAAUAAUAAUAAUAAUAAUUUACUGUAUUUUUCCAUGUGUAAGACUAUAUUUCCCCCCUAUUUUUUCAAGUUUAAAAUUAGGGGUCGUCUUAUACAUGGAUAGUGCAUAUGGGGGAUUUCUUUAUUUGGAGUCCCAAAAAAUAGGGGGCGUGUUAUACAUGGAAAAAUACGGUAUUAGAUUGCAGAAAGACGGGAAUUACUGCCUUUGUAGGCUAUCAGCAGAAUUACCUGAAGUAUUGCCUCGAGUGAUAAAACGUUACCCUUGAGUUCAAAUAAGUUGUAGUCUGAGAGUGGAUCAGUCUCUCUCUCUUGGAAUCUGCUAGGCCAACCAGGGUGACGUAGUUAGCCUUCCUGCACGGAAGACGCCCCUCGGCUGGGUAUGGGCAGCAGCCAGCAAGGCUGAGCUAGAAAUGGCCACUUUCCCAUUCAUCUCCCCUGAAAUGAUCGUAUGCUGGGAUUACUGCCCAGUUUGGAGACCCAGUCCCUCUGAGAGGCCAGAGAGCAGCAUGUUGAUGUGCGUUCCAAGUUAAGCGUUUGCAUAGUUGUAGGGCAGAGACCUGCUCACACUGGCUUCUUCCCAACGGCUGUGAUUGGCAGGCAAUAACCGCCCUGGGCUUCAAGCAGCCGACCCCCAUCCAGAAGGCCUGCAUCCCUGUGGGGCUCCUGGGGAAGGACAUCUGCGCAUGUGCGGCUACAGGGACAGGUAAGCCCCGGGUUCAAGGGAGUGGGGGUGGGGCAAAGGCUUGGGGUGGGCCAGGAGGCUGACCUAUGUCUUUGUCUUCAGGGAAGACCGCAGCCUUCAUUCUGCCUGUGCUGGAGCGCCUGAUCUACAAGCCCCGCCAAGCCCCAGUGACGCGGGUGCUGGUUCUGGUGCCCACCCGGGAGCUGGGCAUUCAGGUGCACUCUGUCACGAAGCAGCUGGCGCAGUUCACCAGUGUCACCGCCUGCCUGGCCGUGGGUGAGUGAGCAGGACCCGGAGAGGGCUCCUUGGGGGGCGUGACUUUGUUUGCACCCAUCCUGCCCAGCAAGGGGGCUGCAGUGCAUUCGGUGAGCUGAUGCCCCCGCCCGGUUUGUGUCCUUGCAGGGGGCCUGGACUUGAAGACCCAGGAGGCGGCGCUGCGCUCGGGCCCCGACAUCCUCAUCGCGACCCCCGGACGCCUCAUUGACCACCUGCACAACUGCCCCUCCUUCCACCUGGACAGCGUUGAGGUCCUCAUCCUGGACGAGGCUGACCGGUGAGGGGAAUCUCUGGGCACAGGCAGGUGGGGGGGUGAGGCCCUCAGAACACCAAGAGGCCUGGCUGCAGGAUCAGGCCAAAGGAAGCCCACCCAGGCCAGCAUCCUGCUCUCACAGCGGUCCAUCAGAGGCCUGCCUAGGGAACCCCAGAAGCAGGACCUGAGCACGAGAGCAAUGCUCUCCCCAUCUGUGAACCCCAAAACCCCAUAUUCAGAGGUAGGCUGCCCUGGACACUGGAGGAAGAACAGAGCCGUCAUGGCUAGUAGCCAUGGGCAGCCACCUUCUCUGUCCAUUUGUCUAGUCCUCUUUUGAAGCCCUUCAAGUUUGUGGCCAUCAGCACGCCUGGUUUAUGCACUGUGUGAAUUCCUUCCUUUAUCUGCCCUGAGCCUCCUUGGGGUUCUAGUACCAUAGAGUCAUAGAAGAGUAGAGUUGGAAGGUACUUACAAGGGUCAUCAAGUCCAGCCCCUGCCAUGCAUGGAUCUCAGCUCAAGCAUCCCUGACAGCUGGCCAUCCAACCUCUGCUUAAAAACCUCCCAGGAAGGAGAGUCUGCAACCUUCUGAGGGCAUCUGUUCCACGGUUGAACAGCCCUUACAGUCAGAGAGUUUUUCCGUAUGUCUACAAUCAGAAUCUCCUUUCUUGUCACUUGAAGCCAUGGGUUCAAGUCUUCCCCUCCAGAGCGGGAGAAAGCAAGGCUGUUCUCUCUGCCAUGUGACAGCCCUUAAGAUAUUUGAAGAUGGCCGUCAUGUCACCUUUCAGUACUAUGAGGAAGGGAAAGAAAAGCAUCUCCCUCUCUUCUUUCUUCACCCUGUGUGUUAUUUUGCACACCUCUUGUUUUCUGCUCCCUUGCUGCCAUUCCUUUCAGGGCGCUGCCCCAUCCCCUGGGAUCUCGAUCCUAGCCCAGACCUGCCUUUUGGCACAGGCUGGCUGGGUUGUCAGCUUUUGUGCCUGGAGGAGGAGGCCUCAUCCCCCCCCCACUUGCUCACCUGCCUCUCCCGCUCCCCACAGGAUGCUGGAUGAGUACUUUGAGGAGCAGAUGAAGGAGAUCAUCCGGCUGUGUUCCCGACAUCGCCAGACCAUGCUGUUUUCUGCCACCAUGACAGACGAGGUACCAAGGGAGACCCAGAGAGGAGACUGGGGAGGGUGCAGUUGUGACAAUGCGCUGGGCGGAUAGGAAGUGGCUGCGGGAAUCUUGUCAUGUAUUUGAAUCUUGGUGCUGCGCUGCAGAACAGCGACCCCCCUGUGAUCUCCCUUGGACCGGGAUGUCCUGCUUCUCUUGGAGUAUUAGGGGGACCUUCCUGGCAGGGCUGACGAAGCUUCCCCCUCUCUGGCAGGUGAAAGACUUGGCCUCCGUUUCCUUGAAGAACCCUGUCCGGGUCUUUGUGAACAGCAACACAGAUGUGGCCCCGUUUCUGCGCCAGGAGUUUGUCCGCAUCCGGCCCAGCCGCGAGGGAGACCGGGAGGCGAUUGUGGCAGGUGGGAGCCUGGAGUGGGGGUCCAGCAGCCCUCAGGGGUAGCUUCUGACCCCAUAGCACAUAGCCAUAAUGGUUGCUCUGCCGGAUAUGAGUUGCUGGGAAAGUCGCUCUUGUGCUCAGAUCCUGUUUGCUGGUUUCCUGAUAGGGGCCUCUUUUUGGCCGCUAUGAGAAGAGAAAGCUGGACUAGAUGGGCUGUUGGCCUGAUCCAUCAGGCUUUUAAGAACAUCAGAAGAGCCUGCAGGAUUAGGCCAAAGGCCCAUCUAGCCCAGCACCCAAACAAAUGCCCCAGGGAGGAAGCCCAUGAGCCCGAUUUGAGCACAAGAGUCCUCUCUCCUGUGGUUCCCAGCUGCUGGAAUUCAGAAGCACUGCUGAUACGACUGUGGAGGCCAAGCAUGGCCAUCCUGGCUAAGAGCCACCGAAAGCCCUCUCCUCCCCCAUGCUAUUUUAAAGCAUCCCAGGUUGGUGGUCGUCACCUCCUCCUGUGGGAGUGAGUUCCAGAGGCCAUCUGUGAGUUUUGUGUCCUCCCAUCCCUCUCCUCCUCAGCCCUGCUGACUCGGACAUUCCUGGACCACGUGAUGCUCUUCACGCAGACCAAGAAGCAAGCGCACCGCCUGCACAUCCUUCUGGGCCUGAUGGGCCUCCGUGUCGGGGAGCUGCAUGGCGACCUCUCGCAGGCGCAGCGCCUGGAAGGGCUCCGGUAGGCAGGGACUGAAGUGCCGGGGGGGGGGGGAGGUGGCGCAAGAGAGGCCGGCUGCCCCUGACGCUCCCUCUCUGUGGAUGCUGCCGUUGUCUGCAGGCGCUUCAAGGACGAGCAGAUUGAUGUGCUGGUGGCCACGGACGUUGCGGCACGAGGACUGGACAUUGAAGGUGUCAAAACGGUCAGUGGCUCUCCCCCUCAGCCAGCUUGGGUCCUGCUCAGCUUCUCACUGGGAGAGCGGGAUGCUGGAGCAGGUGGGCCUUUGGCCCGGUCCCGCAGGUGCUCUCCUGAGGCUCUCCUGUCUCGCCACAGGUGAUCAACUUCACGAUGCCCAACACCACCAAGCAUUACGUGCACCGCGUGGGGCGCACAGCACGCGCAGGGCGGGCCGGCCGCUCCGUCUCCCUGGUGGGCGAGGAGGAGCGCAAGAUGCUGAAGGAGAUCGUGAAAGCAGCCAAGGCGCCCGUCAAGGCCAGGGUCCUUCCCCAGGGUAAGCAUGGUGGCAGCGGGGCGGGGUUGGGAAGCAGGGCACGGGGACGGGCACCCUUAGGCCAGCGGUGGCGCUGUGGGAGGCUGAGCGGCUGCCCUUUGCCCCCAGAUGUGAUUCUGCGCUUCCGGGAGAAGAUUGAGAAGCUGGAGUCGGACGUCUAUGCUGUGCUGCGCCUGGAGCGCGAGGAGAGGGAGCUGCAGCACUCGGAGGCCCAGGUGAGGAGGAAGAGGAGGAGGAGGAGGAGGAGGAGGAGGAGGAGCAGGGUGCAGAGGCAGCAAGGGGGGGAAGGAGGCCCUGUGGGGGGACGGGAGGAGGCCUUAGGGGUGCCUGGGCUCAUGGAAGUGCUUAUCUUUGCAAAAGGAAGCAAGCAAGCUCCUACAGAGCAAUUUGGUUUGAGUGCCUCCCUGCUUUGCCCCUCCGGGAUUCCCCUUUAGUUGGCUCCUUUCGUGGUAACUUCCCCCGUGGGACACAGCCCCGCCAGGUGGAUGAGGGAACACGGGGCAGCCCUUGUUUGGCUCCUUACUGAGGUUCCUGGGCAUUGAGGCUGUGCCCAAUGAGGGGCUCUCCCAACAGCAGCCCCUUGACUUUGCUCUCCUCCUAGAUCAACACUGCCAAGCGGAAACUGGAGACGAGUGCUCAGGAAGGGGCGGAGGGCGCUGCCCGCAGCUGGUUCCAGAGCCGGGAGGAGAGGAAGAAGGAGAAGCGUAAGGGCCUGGCCGGGAGAGCGGCAGGGGGCAGCGGCAGGGGGGGCCUUGGCUGUGAAAGUGGGUUCUCUCCUUGCCUGGCUUCUCACCUUCUGCCUCUGGGAUCUCUCCUCUUGCCCAGUUGCCAAGGCCCUGCAGGAGUUUGACUUGGUGCUGCGAGGCACCAAGAAGCGGAAGAAGUUCAUGAAGGAGUCUCAGAAGAAGGCGGCCCAGCUGACGGUGAGCAGUGGCUGAGUGUGUGUGUAUGGGGGGGACGACGGUUGUUUUGAGGGGCUAGUGAGUGAGUUUGGGGGGGGGGAGCACUGCUAGCCCCCUUUGUGCUGUCCCUGCAGCCGGAGGAGCGGUCCCAGUUCGAGAUCCUGAAGUCCCAGAUGUAUGCCGAGCGCCUGGCCAAGAGGAAUCGCCGGCCCAAGCGUGCCAGGGCCAUCCCCGAGGAGGCUCCGUCCGCAGCGGCCAAGGGAGGUAAGCAGCAGCUCCGCUUCUCGGGGGGGGGGGGCUGCCAGGCUGCAGGUCGCCUUGGCUUCAACCUGGGGUCUCCCUCUCUGCCACGUUCCUCAAGGGCCCAGGCAGCAGCACAAGAAGAAGACGUCCGUGUUUGAUGAGGAGCUCACCAACACCAGCCGGAGAGCCCUGAAGCAGUAUCGGGCGGGGUGAGUAUUGUGCAUGCCCCCCCCAUCACCCCAACUGCUAAAAGUUCCCCAGCUAGAAUAAUCUAGUCCAACCCCCUUCAGUAAAGGAAUCACGCCCACCUCUUUGGGGGGGCAGGCUUGUGCCAGCCCCGCCCCCUCUGUCAGCAGAGGCCCUGCCUGGCCGCGAUCCUGACGUCUCUUUCCUGCAGGCCCUCGUUCGAAGACCGCAAGCGCCUGGGUCUUGGCUCAAGGAGGAAGGGAGGGAAUUUCAGAGCAGCCAGCUCCAGGUGAGGCCCCUGGGCUCCCUGCCUUUUCCACCCAUGUCUCUCCCUCCGGCUCUCUUCUGCCUCUUCCACCAGAGGACUGACGCGCUUUCUGCUUCCUGUCUUUGUGCAGGUACAAGAGGAAGAAGUGAGGCAGGAGCUCUCCUGGGCUGCCUUCGUGGGUUUCUGGGUGGUGGAGGCCCUUUUGAGUCUUGGUAUCCAAGUGAGUCUUUCUGGAGGCAGCAGCACCAGCCACAUCCGGGCAGCUGGAGGCAGCUUCGGCUGGGAAGGACAAGCCAGACCGCUUCCCACUGUUGCGGCCUGAAAAUCGGAAUUCACCAGUACCUUGCUUGCCUGCGUAUUGCAGCCCCAUUUGCUUUCUAACAUUUCUCACCGAGGAAGAAACUGUUCAUGUUCUGAGAAACUGUAGAUUAUUCUACACGUUUAUCAUUAAAAAUGACUUUUUUGACAGACUACAGGUCUCAUGUGAAACUUUCUAAAAAAAAGGUGUGGAUGAUGGUAGAGAACCUCUACUUCUGUGUGGAAUUGGGAAAAUGUAUCACUCAAGUGUGCUGUGAAAUAUGAAGUCAAAAAUUCCCAGUGUCAGGACAGAACUGUGUAAUAAGAUAGCAGAAAUCUUGCUAUAAAUCAUGAUUUAUUUAC